AUGUCAAGUGCAAAAGUCGCCUCAUAUCACCUAUCUGUUCGAUGCCAAUACUGGAUGGACAACAGGUAUUUUGUUGCAGUAACAAGAUCGCCAAAGCACCAUUAUUACAUUUUUAUAGAUGAUGAUGUGGUGCUGCCCUUAGAUUUAUUUGCAUCGCCACAAAUAAAGAGGCUUCCGCCGUCUAGAGUCUUCGAAUAAUGGCUCUUAGAGUACGAGCCUGUAGUUGGCGUUGUGGAUUACAAAUGGCAUCAUGGGGCCAUCUGGACCAAUGAGAGAAGAAAGAAAAUAUGUAACAAAACGGACAGUCCCCUUGUGAUACCAAAAGUAUGGUAUGAUGGUCUUUUCAAUGCAUUUCAUUACAAAUCUAUCGAGCAUCUCUCCCCUUACCGUUCGCAGUAUGAAAACAAAAGCUGGUGGUCACAGCAGAGGUAUAUGUUUUCUGCUGUGGAACCGAUAAUUCGAGGCCAAGCGUUGAUGUUUGUGCCUGUUAGUGCGGGAAAUCCAAAACAUCGCCCAUACCCAACGUCUUUAAAGAACGAAAACACAAACUGGGGAGAUUACAUCGAUACAGUUCGAGAGAAACCUCCUUUAAUUUACAGAAAUAGGACCUUAGUCGAAGAUUUUAGGCGGAAUCUUGAGGGUUACGUUAUCAACACGACAACGUAUUGCAUGAAUGUAACACGUCAUCAACACAUUAAACCGUACGCUCAUUUUGAUUUUCAGACAGAGAUGUAG
Messenger RNA from Pocillopora meandrina, 735 nucleotides. The record is from the annotation of a GenBank genome assembly. Lineage: Eukaryota; Metazoa; Cnidaria; Anthozoa; Scleractinia; Pocilloporidae.